AUGGCCAUCCCUCAGCAAACCGGUACAAUCACCACGACCGCAGCUCCGAUGGCGAUCACUCAAGGCCCCGAGCUCUGGUGCCCGAAAGGACAAAUCGCCAUCUACACGACAGACUGUACAAUGGGAACCUCGGUAUCAUACUGCUACAGUCCAGACCGUCCAGUCGAGUGCGAACAGGGAUUCUUUCCAUCAGUCUGGCAUCCAGAUCACUGCAUGGAGCAGUCGACCUGUUUCCCGCUCAAAGAACCCUGGAUUACGACCAGUUGCUCUAACGGUGCGAUUCCGUUCUGGACGUCGACUAUUUAUGACGGUACCCUCGCAGGAGGACACUCGACUGUGAUCAAGGACCAAUGGUACAGCAUGACCCAGCGAGACGGCUCCUCGCACUAUGACACCUUCUGUAUGCCGCACAGCUACUGUCCACGCGGUAUGACCACUUCCGUCUCGCUCAAUGAGUACUGCGCUACCCAGUUGGCGGGCUUCUGUAAAUGCGCCCACGCGAAGCAGACUCCUGUCUACCCCGAUUGGCCUGGUGCGUGGCCGACAGGGUGCAAGUUCUGA
Penicillium bovifimosum is the source of this 561-nucleotide messenger RNA. RefSeq lists its product as uncharacterized. Bases 1 to 561 code for a protein of 186 amino acids. NCBI's taxonomy places the organism in Eukaryota, Fungi, Ascomycota, Eurotiomycetes, Eurotiales, Aspergillaceae. The record is from RefSeq and is a predicted model, not a curated record. The transcript is spliced from 3 exons.